Molecule: messenger RNA, 2947 nt
Organism: Suillus clintonianus
Lineage: Eukaryota; Fungi; Basidiomycota; Agaricomycetes; Boletales; Suillaceae
Product: Zn-finger domain-containing protein
Exons: 7
Coding region: 1-2835 (944 amino acids)
Source: RefSeq, a predicted model, not a curated record
AUGUAUCACAGCUGCGGAUUCUGUGGCAAGGAUUUCACUUCAAGGGAAAGUGUCUCGAAGCAUAUAGCUAUCCGCCCUGAAUGUCUAAGAAAAUGGGAAUUACUGGUUGAAGAUACAGACAAUGAGGGUGACCUACCAGUGGACUUCUCUAACGACAAUUCAUUUUCCCCGCUUCGCCGCUCGCGCUCUAAGUCUUUCGAACCUAAUGACGGCGAGCCAGCAGCAUCAAAAAGUCGGCGGGUGACUGUUGAGGACAUUGCUGAUGAAGACUUGGACAAUGUGAUAGAAAAUAGCGGGCGAUAUUUCGAGCAGUGCCGUGAUGCUGGCUGGACAUUGCGGGAGGGGCAAACUGGUUUUGAAAGGUAUCAGCGGCAUAAGGAGGAUGAAAAUGAAGACGAGUGGGCACCGUUUUGUGAUGAGGAAGAAUGGGGACUCGCUGAAUGGCUUGUUAAAAGCCUCGGGCAGACUCGAACAGAUGAGUUUCUGAAGCUACCAAUAACGCAAAACCGAACACAGCCGUCGUUUCACAACAAUCGAUCCUUCAUGCAGAAAGUUGAUAGCCUUCCACAUGGACCUGCCUGGAGUUGCGAGAAGGUUAGCAUUGAGGGAAAUCGAACAGAUGAGGCUGGCCAGUUGCUGCGUGAGGAUGUUGAGCUUUGGAUGCGUGACCCUGUGGAGUGCGUUAAAGAUCUCAUCGGAAAUCCUUUAUUCAAGAACCAUAUGGUAUACGCACCUACACGUGCAUACAAGGACCGUGAAGGACUUCACCGAGUAAUCGAUGAUAUGUGGACUGCGGAUUGGUGGAGUGACAAGCAAAAACUGUUGCCAGAAGGAGCAACCAUCGCACCUGUCAUUCUUGCGUCAGACAAGACAUGUCUGUCGCAAUUCCGAGGUGAUAAAUCAGCGUGGCCUGUAUACCUCUCGAUCGGCAACAUCGCGAAAGAAAAAAGGAGGCAAACGUCAGCACGAGCAACAGUCUUAAUUGGAUACUUGCCUGCAGUAAAACUUGAUUGCUUCACAUCGGAUGCACGCUCCCUUGCACAUUACCGACUGUUCCACCAUUGCAUGUCCCUCCUCCUUCAACCGCUCAUCACUGCAGGACGAGAUGGUCUUGACAUGGUCUGUGCCGACUCAAUGGUACGCCGAGUAUACCCGAUCCUCGCUGCUUAUGUGGCGGAUUUUCCGGAACAAUGUCUCAUGUCAUGCUGCAAAGAAAAUCGCUGUCCCAAGUGUCUGGUUGGAGCCAAUGAAAGAGGUGAUCCACUGAGUUCCCUGAUGCGGGACCCUCAGUUUAUCAAAGAGGUCCUAGAUAGGCGGAAAAACGGUCAACAUCCAGCUGAAUUUGACGACUAUGGACUGCGGGCCGUCUAUAAUCCUUUCUGGGCCAAUCUCCCACACACAGACAUUUUUCUCUCCUUUACGCCUGACCUCCUACAUCAACUCCACAAGGGCGUCUUCAAAGAUCACUUGGUUAAGUGGUGUCUUGAUAUUAUCGGCGAUGCUGAAAUGGAUUCACGCUUCAAAACAAUACCGAAUUAUCCUGGUCUUCGCCAUUUCAAAAAAGGAAUAUCUGCAGUGAAACAAUGGACUGGCGCAGAACACAAACAAAUGCAGCGCGUUUUCAUAGGGUUACUUGCUGGUGCGGUCCCAGGUCAAGUGUUAGUCGUUGCGCGAGCAAUUCUGGAUUUUUCCUAUUAUGCACAACUCCGAAUGCACACAACUGACACCCUUGAUCGUCUGCAGGGCGCCCUUGCCGUAUUUCACGCCAACAAGAAUAUCCUACACGAACUUGAAGUUCGUGAGCAUUUCAACAUCCCUAAACUACACCAGCUCUCGCACUACAUCCAGUCAAUAUCAUUGUUCGGUACCACAGAUGGUUUCAACACCGAGCUCCCCGAACGACUCCAUAUCAAUUUCGCUAAAGAAGCUUAUCGUGCUAGCAACAAGCGUGAUUACGAAGAACAGAUGGCCCUCUGGCUUCAACGCCAGGAAGCGAUUUUUAUGCGCAGUUCCUAUCUUGAUUGGCUUUCAGUACAGUCUCAUGACAAUUCAGACUUAGAUUCUGAGAUGGAGGAGAUGCAAUUCGAGCCUCACACCAGCAGUACCGCCCUCGCCAAAUCAACUUUAAUGCCUCCCGUCGUUGAGCAACAUGUAGUCCGUGUCCUCGCAAAAACUCCUCCGCACCCUCGACGGUCCGUUCAGCAGCUCAUCACAGCACACGGCGCUGUCUCAUUUCUUCCAGCCCUCAAACUCUUCCUACACAAGCAUAUGCCACACACUAGCAUCGUCCCUGGUCCGCAGGAUCACUUCGACGUUUUUCGACAAGUUGUAAUUGUUGCUCCGCCGGAUCCAUGGGUAGACGAAUCACCGCAGCGGUGGCGCAUCAGAGCGUCACCUGAAAUACCUCCUGGUCCAGGCCGCAAGCCUGGAUCCCCUGCCAGAUUUGAUAUGGCCCUGACGAGCGAAGGUGUUCAGACCAUGAAUGUGCGCACGUUAGACAAUGUGCGAGUAGCACAAGUCCGUGUCAUAUUCACUUUGCCCCGUCAAUUUGCAUACUCUCGAGCAUUAGCAUAUGUCGAGUGGUUCACGCCAUUUAGGGAGCUGGACCCCUUCUCUGGCCUGCCUCAGGUGUCUCAUUCGACUCGCCGACUGCAUCGCAACGCAGCCGUGAUACAUGUUGACGAAAUUCUUCGUCCGUGUCACUUAAUACCAAAGAUGGGACAUUCUGUUCACCCCGGAUGGACAAGUGCGAAUGUCUACGAGUUGGCAAGCGAUUUCUACUUGAAUACAUUCAUUGACCUCAAUACUUUUUGUAUUUCCGCUACAAUUGCUUAGAAUUAGAAUUACUACUGCAUGCUCCAAAACACUACAAUGUGCUACAGUAGCUACAGUAGCUACAGUUUCUAUGGGCUAAUCCCGGCACCUCCCGCAGCUCUACAUAGCCCUG